AUGUCGAAGCAACUGAAGCAGCAUUUGAUUCGUCGGAACAACAUUUUGGGUUCCCUAAAGUUGAUUCACCAUUAUGACGAUAAUUUUGUGUUCGAUAGGGAUUUCCCCCAACUCAAAUUUCGCCUCGAGAAACUGGAUCAUCUUUGGGAUGAAUUCAACGAGGUGCAAGAUGAAAUUGAGUUUAGCCAACCCUUGACCGACGAGCCUGACGCUGUUAGGACUCAAUUUGAAAACGACUACUUUGAGCUGAAGGGAGCUCUUUCGUCGAAAUUGGAAAUCGCCACCCAGAACACUCACGCGCCUCCCUCCCCCAUUGCUCCACCUGCAUUUCAUUCCUCCGUCCGGCUCCCCGAAUUGAAAAUCCCUGAUUUCCACGGGGAUUAUGAUGAGUGGUUGAACUUUCACGAUCUGUUCAACUCACUUAUUCAUUCGAACCACCAUUUGUCGUCGGUGCAGAAGUUUCAAUAUUUGAAAUCUGUGCUGAAAGGGGAUGCUGCGCGGCGCAUCCAGAAUUUGGAUGUGAACACGGCUAACUACACGCUCGCGUGGAACAUUGUGAAGAAAAAGUACGAUGAUAAGAAUCUGCUCCUGAAACAGCACUACAUGGCGCUGUUAUCUAUUCCUUCUGUUCACAAAGAGUCGUCGACAGCGCUCUCGGAACUCGCUGACGAAUUUGAUAAGCGCGUUGGCGUGCUUAACAAGCUUGAAGAGUCCAAAGAUCACUGGAACUCGUUCCUCGUCACCCUUCUCAGCAUCAAGCUUGAUCCUGGAACCCAGACGGCGUGGGAGCACAGCUUGGAGGACGACCAGAAAUCUACUUACCCUGAUCUGAUUGCUUACAUCCUCAAGCGCUCUCGCACGUUACAAUCUCUAAAGCUCUCCCAAACUUCGCAACACGGCACAAAACCCGAACCCAAGGUCGAACACAAAUCCACUCGCUCGAAGACCUCAGCGUACCACUCUACCAACACUAGUGAUACGCUAUCCCAGUGCAAGCUGUGCAAGCAAGAGCACAUGCUGCACCAGUGCGAUGAAUUUAAGAAGCUUUCGCCACAAAACCGCUUCGACAUUGCCAAAAAGCACGGUCUCUGCUUGAACUGCUUAAAGGCAAGCCAUAUGAUGAAAGCAUGCACUGCGGGUUCGUGCCGAACGUGUAACAAACGCCACCACACACUGUUACACCUGAACACAGCUGCCGCCGACAAACCAACGGCCUCAGCUGUACAAGUUGCCCACUGUCAACAAUCCUCACGAUUGGCUUCGGUCGUCGAGUCUCCGUCGUCGGUUACGUACACUGCCGAGCAGUGUCACGUGGUCCCUCGGGAAAUGGGAUCGGCCCCGUCGCCGUCGGUUGGGCAAUGUCUUUCGCGUUCGUUCGUUCCGUCGUCGGUCUCGCACGCAGUACCGUCAGGGUCUCACAACUCGCAAGUGACUCACAGCCAAGCAGUCACUCAAACCCACUCGUUCGUCUCGAAGGCUGGUCAAGCUGUCGUCUUUAUGCUGACCGCCUACGUUAGGGUGAUGUGUGCAGAUGGCACACACAUCCAUGCUCGAGCCCUGUUGGAUUGCGCCUCUGAAGCAAAUUUCGUGACCGAAUCUCUCGCGCAGGCUCUGCGGUCGAAACGCAAACCCGCAAACGUCGAUGUGUACGGUAUCAGUCAAACUGUCAAGAAAGUGAAGCACCAAACCACAAUCCCUGUUUCGUCUCGUGUGGGCCCGUACACCACAAGCAUGGACUUUCUGAUUCUGCCCUCCCUAACCAGAAUCCUUCCCACUACCAACGUGGAUGUUUCGAAGUGGGUCAUUCCUCGCCACCUCCCACUUGCCGAUCCAAAAUUCAACAUCGCUCAUGACGUCGACAUGAUCAUUGGCGUCAAGCACUUUUUCGCCAUCCUGCAGGGUGAACAACUUUCGAUUGGAUCUGGCCUACCAACACUACGCAACACUGUCUUUGGAUACGUCGUCGCUGGCGACACGGAUGCACCUGCACAACAAUCCGUAACUUGCAACGUUACUGCUGUCGAACGGCUGGAAGCUGCAGUUCGCAAGUUCUGGGAGGUGGAGAGCUUUGAGACAGGGAAGGCCCUGUCCCUCGAGGAACGGUAUUGCGAGAAUCAUUUUGUAAAGACCCACACUAGAGCCCCUGACGGUCGGUACGUGGUUCGUCUGCCAAUUCGUGAGGAGUUGCGAUCUAGUUUGGGAGAGUCGAUUGCGGUCGCUCAACGCAGAUUCUUUAGUACUGAGAGGAAGUUCACGUCGAACCCGGAGCUGAACAAGGAGUACUCAAAGUUCAUGGCGGAGUACGAACAGCUCGGGCAUAUGGAAGAGGUCACUCCAGAUCUCAGCAAGCCUCACUUCUACCUUCCUCACCACGCGAUCCAGCGACCAGAGAGCACAACAACAAAAACCAGAGUGGUCUUUGAUGCUUCGUGUAGAUCGUCAAACAACAUCUCGCUCAACGAUCUAUGCUACAUUGGACCUACGGUGCAACCACCACUCUUGGACACCAUUCUGCGAUUUCGUCUGCCAAAGUACGUCGUCACUGCCGACGCGGAGAAAAUGUACAGGCAGGUACUCGUCCAUCCGGACGAUCGGCCGUUGCAGCAGAUUCUAUGGCGAUCUACCCCGAACGAAGACCUGAAGACGUAUCAGUUGAACACUGUUACCUACGGUACCGCCCCCGCGCCGUACCUCGCAACCCGCGUCCUGAACCAGCUGGCCGACGACGAGGCAGAAAACUACCCCCUCGCUGCUCCUCAAGUCAAGCGAUCGUUUUACGUGGACGACUACUUAUCGGGUGACAACGACGAGAACCGCUUGAUGGAAACUAAUCGUCAACUCAUCGGACUUCUUGGAUCUGGCGGUUUCACCAUGCGCAAGUGGUGCAGCAACAGCUCUCGCGUUCUGUCUCACAUCCCCGAGGAACUCCGAGAUCCCCGAACCGAGUUGGAGCUCAGCGAAUCCGGAUCGAUCAAGACGCUCGGCCUUCUGUGGCAGCCGGUGCCUGACCACCUCAGCUGCAAGGUUCCCGAAUACAACUCGACGGAGCCAAUCACGAAGGCACUCAUUCUCUCGGAAUUGUCGCAGCUGUUCGACUCAACUGGUAUGGCAGGACCAGUCAUUGUUCGAGCAAAAAUGUUUCUCCAAUCGCUGUGGGAAAAGAACUUCGGGUGGACCCAAGAGCUGCCAGAGGAGUAUCAAGAAUGGUGGAAGCAGUACAGAAUCGAAAUUCGCGUCCUCAGCAUGCUCAAAAUCCCUCGCCGAGUUCUAAUAGAUCACUCAGUGGUCAUCGAGCUGCAUUGUUUCUCGGACGCGUCCGACAAAGCGUACGGCGCGUGUGUCUACGUGAAGUCAACCAACUCGUACGGCAGGUCGAAGGUCAACCUGCUUAUUUCGAAAUCUCGCGUCUGCCCUAGGCGCAGAUUAACGAUCCCCCGUCUCGAGCUGUGCGCAGCUCUGCUGGGGGCCCAACUGACCGCAGCUGUCCUGGAAGCCACCAACCUGAGCUGUCCAGUGGUCUACUGGUCCGAUUCUGCGAUCGUCUUGCAUUGGAUUGCGUCAUGCUCAUCAACCUGGAAGGUGUUCGUCUCGAACCGAAUCGCAGAAAUUCAACGCCUCACGCAGGGCAUGCCCUGGCGUCACAUCCCAACCCACCUGAAUCCAGCAGAUCUUAUUUCUCGGGGACUUCUUCCUUCAGAGCUGGUUGGAUGUGUAUUGUGGGAGCACGGACCAGAGGUCAUCGAGCUGUCCUCUUCGCAUUGGCCCCAAAACUGCAUUGAACUCUCACCAUUACACAUGCAGGCUCGUGACGACGAAGCACGCCAAACUGUGUCGGUGCUCACAACAAGCUCUCUCGAGGAUCGCAUCCAAAUCGAAGAUCAUUCCGCACUCUUGCCCCUGCUCCGCUCAGUCUCUUGGAUUCGGAGAUUCACGGACAACUGUCGCAGCCGUCCCGAAGAACGACGAAAUGGUUUUCUAAAGUUUCGAGAAAUUGACGACACACUCAAGCUGCUCAUCACACUGACGCAGCGCACCCACUUCGCUCAGGAAAUCAAGCAUCUUCUCAAAAAUCCCGGCCCAGUCCGUAAAGACUUCGAUUUCAAAUCCCAAAUCAAGACCUUGAAUCCCUUCAUCGACCCGGAGGGUCUGCUCAGAGUGCACGGCCGGUUGGAAAACAGCAGCUUACCGUUCGACACCAAGUACCCCAUAAUUUUGCCCGCCAAAGCACAUCUGACGCAUCUGAUCGCCAAAAACACCCACUGGGAUACUCUACACUCGGGUCCACAACUGCUGCUAUCGACGCUACGUCAGCGCUACUGGCCGGUCAGGGGGCGAGAUGUUGCGAGGAGAGUCGUCAACGAGUGUCUGGACUGCUUCCACUGCAAGCCAAGAAGCAUUGACCAGAUGAUGGGGCCUUUGCCAGCAGCUCGUCUCGUUCCGUCGCGCGCGUUCGUGAGCAGUGGUGUCAACUACUGCGGGCCGUUCGCCGUAAGGCCACCGAAUCGUCGCGGCGCGUCCGUCAAAGUAUUCGUCGCGAUCGUCGUCUGUAUGUGGUCGAAAGCGGUACACAUCGACAUGGUGUACGACCUCACGUCCGCGUCGUUCAUAAACGUCCUAAAGCGCCUCGUUGGACGUCGCGGCCGCGUGACCGACCUCUACUGCGAUAACGCCCGAACGUUCGUCGGGGCUAAUCGCCACCUGGAGGAACUGCGCCGAGCAUUCGAUGCGAUGCACUCGUCGGAUGCAGUCGCCGCUCACUGCGCAGAGAAGGGGAUCACCUUCCACUUCAACCCUGCCCGAUCGCCGCACCACGGAGGGCUGUGGGAGGCCGCUGUUAAAAGCUUCAAACAUCACCUCUACCGCGUGAUGAAGGAUACGCUGCUCACCAUUGACGAUUUCAACACCCUGAUCGUCCAAAUCGAAGGCGUCCUCAAUUCCCGACCCCUUACUCCUCUUUCCUCCGAUCCCACUGACGUGGUUGCCCUCACUCCUGGGCACUUCCUCGUCGGAGAACCGCUGUUCUCCAUCCCUGAGCCCGAUCUGUGCGACAUUUCUAUUAAUCGGCUCAACUCUUUCCAGAAGAUGCAACAAAAGCUCCAGCAUUUCUGGAGAGCAUGGUCGCGCGACUACAUCGGCCACUUCCAAAACCGCAAGAAAUGGCCCGUGGUCCGCCCAAACAUCGAAGUCGGCACGAUGGUUCUCCUAAAGCAGGACAACGCUCCUCUAAUGCGCUGGAAGCUGGGCCGGAUCGAGGCGGUGUUCCCCGGCAAAGAUGGGCUCGUUCGUGUGGUGGAUGUCCGCACGGCGCACGGCACGUAUCGGCGUGCAAUCACGGAGGUCUGUCCGCUGCCCAUCGAGCAACCCAGCGAGGAACCAUCCGAGCAGCCAUCCGACCUACCAACCGACACAGCUGUCCAACCAUCCCACUGA
Culex quinquefasciatus (southern house mosquito) is the source of this 5430-nucleotide messenger RNA. RefSeq lists its product as uncharacterized. Gene Ontology annotation, molecular function: nucleic acid binding. The transcript has a single exon. The coding region runs from base 1 to 5430 and encodes 1809 amino acids. Lineage: Eukaryota; Metazoa; Arthropoda; Insecta; Diptera; Culicidae. Gene Ontology annotation, biological process: DNA integration. The record is from RefSeq and is a predicted model, not a curated record.